This is a messenger RNA of Closterium sp. NIES-65, 1554 nucleotides long. The record is from the annotation of a GenBank genome assembly. NCBI's taxonomy places the organism in Eukaryota, Viridiplantae, Streptophyta, Zygnematophyceae, Desmidiales, Closteriaceae.
AUGGUAGUAGUGAGCAUCUGCCUCGCCAUCGAGCAGCAACAGAACAGGUGUGACAAGGACGGGGAAGGCGACGACGACGAGGAGGAGGAGGGCAGGGAGGAGGAAGACGACGACGACGAGGACCAGGACGAGGAGCAGGAGCAGGAGCAGGAGCAGGAGCAGGAGCAGGAGGAGAAGGAGGAAGAGGAGGAGGAAGAGGAGGAGGAGGAGGAGGAGGAGGAGGAGGAGGAGGAGGAGGAGGAGGAGGAGGAGGAGGAGGAGGAGGAGGAAAAGGAUGAGGAGGAGGAGGAAGAGGAGGAGGAGGAGAGGACGAGGAUGAGGAGGAAGACGAGGAGGAGGAGGAGGAGGAGGAGGAGGAGGAGGAGGAGGAGGAGGAGGAGGAGGAGGAGGAGGAGGAGGAGGAGGAGGAGGACCAUGACGACGACGAGGAGGAGAAAGACGAGGAGGAAGAGGAGAGGAGAGGAGGAGGAGGAGGAGGAGGAGGAGGAGGAGGAGGAGGAGGAGGAGGAGGAGGAGGAGGAGGAGGAGGAAGAGGAGGAGGAGGAGGAGGAGGAGGAAAAGGAGGAGGAGGAGGAGGAGGAGGAACUGUACUGUAUGAUGCACGAGAGUGGGGAGUUGAAAGAGGUGUUUGCAGAGAAAGGGGUGCUGGGAGGGGCGGGGAAGGGAGAUGCACCAGGAGCAGUGACGGCAGCAGCAGCAGCGGCGGAUGGGCAGGUUGAUGGGGCGAAGGGGUUGCAAGAGCGGCUGAAGGCACUCCUCUCGUCUUCGCCUACCAUGCUGUUCAUGAAGGCACUCGUCUCGUCUUCGCCUUCCUCUCAUCCCUUCCUCUCAUCCCUUCCUCUCAUCCCUUCCUCUCAUCCCUUCCUCUCAUCCCUUCCUCUCAUCCCUUCCUCUCAUCCCGUCCUCUCUGCUGCGUUACCUCUCAGGGAACACCGGAGGAGCCGCGGUGUGGGUUCAGCCGCAAGGUGGUGGAUGCAGUCCAGUCAGACAUGGACUCAUCGCAUGUUUCCUUCCUUCUUCCCCAUGGCUUGUCCUCACGGCCUUGCCUUGCUUUCCCAGGGCACACCAGAGGAGCCGCGGUGUGGGUUCAGCCGCAAGGUGGUGGAUGCACUCACGUCAGAAGGGAACACCGCAGGAGCCCCGGUGUGGGUUCAGCCGCAAGGUGGUGGAUGCAGUCUGGUCAGACAUGGACUCAUCGCAUGUUUCCCCCCCUCUUCCCCCCUUCUUCCCCCCCUCUUCCCCCCUUCUUCCCCCCCUCUUCCCCCCCUCUUCCCCAUGGCUUGUCCUCACGGCCUUGCCUUGCUUUCCCAGGGCACACCUGAGGAGCCGCGGUGUGGGUUCAGCCGCAAGGUGGUGGAUGCACUUACGUCAGAAGGCAUUUCCUUUGGCAGUUUUGACAUUCUCACGGAUGAAGCAGUGAGGCAGGGGCUGAAGGAGCUCUCCAAUUGGCCCACGUACCCCCAGGUGUACCACAAGGGCGAGCUGAUUGGUGGAUGCGAUAUUGUGCUUGAAAUGAAGGCUAAUGGGGAGCUUAAAGCCGAGCUUGGAGGGUGA